Molecule: messenger RNA, 768 nt
Organism: Aspergillus fischeri NRRL 181
Lineage: Eukaryota; Fungi; Ascomycota; Eurotiomycetes; Eurotiales; Aspergillaceae
Product: vacuolar protein sorting family 37 protein
Exons: 2
Coding region: 1-768 (255 amino acids)
Biological process (GO): protein targeting to membrane; ubiquitin-dependent protein catabolic process via the multivesicular body sorting pathway; protein targeting to vacuole
Cellular component (GO): ESCRT I complex
Source: RefSeq, a predicted model, not a curated record
AUGGAUCCUGCACUCAAUCCAGAUACUCCUCCGCCCCCGCCUCCGAAGCCAAGUAGCCAUGAAACAAGUCGAAGGGGGACACCGCAGCUCAAUCAGUCCAUACCAGGCACGCCGCAGCAGCAAUUUCGAGGGUAUUAUCAAGCUCAGGAAGGGAAAAAUGGAGAAAACAGAUAUCAGUCCCCUUCCAUGACUGAAGCGGUCCAUGCCAACAACAUCAACUCUCUUCCGAAGCCUCCAGCAGUGGAAGAAGGCUGGCUACCAGACGUUGUGAAAGACAAAUCGACCGUUGAUCUGCAAGCAAUUCUGAAAGACCCCAAUCUUAUCUCCGCUCUAGCAAGUCAACACCCGGCGUGCACAGCCCAACAACAAAACCUCCAGUCUCUCCUCAAAUACAAUCAGGAUCUGACCAAACAUCUUCUUGAACUGCAAGCGCGCCUGGAUGAACAGCGCGCUUCUACGGAGACGCUUCUUCUGAAACACCAGUCGCUAGAAGUUUCAUGGAGAAAGAAACAAUCAGAAAUGGAUGCUGCCUUGGCGCCUUGGUCGCCCAAGGCUCUUUACCAACGGCUAUCAGCCUCUAUUUCCGAGCAAGAGGCUGUUUGUCGAGCGGUGGAGGAAAGCUUCCUCGAAGAAGAGCAUCAUGGGCGAGCGACUGAAAAGGAGGUCGCAGAUUGGGUCAGACGAGUACGAGCUGAGGCUGCCAAGUUGGCAGCAAGAAGAGAAGCAAAGGCUAGAUGGGACGAAGGCAGAGUUGGUGGAUGGAGAUGA